CUUUUUUAUGAUGCCCUGCGACAGUUUGGACACGGGGAGGGCCACUGGAUAUGGAUGGUGUGAACUUUGCAAGGGAAUUGUUUUGAACCGUAUCGGUGGCAUCGGGUGAAGUUGCCGGGGCCGACGUGGCCGCAGCUAUGAUGACGCAUUUUUUGGUGGCACAUUUUGAUGUUUCUUUUUUGGUAUAUUUUUAUUUGUAUAAAUGAGGAUAGUAUUUUGAGGCAAUCAGUUUUUUCAACGGGAUAUGAGAGAUAUUGGUUUCGAUUGUGUUCUCUUGAUUUGAGUAUCAGUCAGUGGUUUAGUGUUUGGAUUUCCGUUUUUCUUCUUUUUAUGUUUGUUGAAGGUUGUUUGUGGUUUUCUAAGUUGUUGAUAGAAUGAAGUGGUAGGGGUUGCAUGUAUUUAUACGGACUCGAUUGUGCGCAGUUUAGUAAGUAGGAAACAACUUCACACUCGAAGGCAGUGAAUUGUUCGAUUCCAACGGGUUGGGGCCGGAGGAGACCAAACUAUGAAAAUCGCAGCUCAACUAGAACCGGCCUUCUGAGCCUGAGCUUGAGCUUGGGAUAUCAAAAAAGGAACAACACAAACAAGAUAAUGGAGGGACGAUGCUAUCGUAUAUAAUCGUAUAUAUAUAUAACUUUUGGGAGUGGGAUUCGUUAUAGUAUAGGUCUGGUUUCGCCGAAUUUUGGUGGAUAUUGUCAGAUGUAUAGCUAUGUUUCUGAGAGUAAACGACGAGUUGGAGAAGGAGGAUUGCCGUUAGGAAAAUGGCAUAUUAUAUAUAUGUAUAGUUUUGAAGGCGGCAGCGACGGAUAGUUCCCGAUAGUACACAUCGGGUUUGUCCUGUCAGUUUGUCCCCCUUCGUCUGUUGUGACAAUGCUUGCGUUGCGGGAGUUUCCUGCUUCUUUCGCUUCGCCAAUUUCCCCGAACCCGACCCUUAUUUGUAUUGUGUCAAUGAUGCCUCCCCCUAGCACGAGUUUAUAUAUAGCGAGGGAAAUUCCGGGCACGCAGAUCAUUGCUCUGCACAUCCUCGCGGCCCGAGCAUCACUGCCUUCCUUCUUCCCCUGUAUAUCUGCCAGUGGAUUCUCCCCUUCGGCAUUAACGGUAUAUGCUAAGCAUCCUCUUUUUCCCCACUUGCAGGAGUGGUACAUGUGUACAAUUCGAAUAAAAUGUAAAUCGCUAUAUUUCGAGAACGUUCCCUAGAUAGACUGGUUGGUUGAAUCCAAUAAUGCCCAUUUUCAAUCCACCUCAUUGGGAAAGUUUGACAAGCCGGAUUGAUCGAAAAUCUGAAAUAAAUUUCGCCCACCAAGGCGGU
This is a messenger RNA of Blastomyces gilchristii SLH14081, 1309 nucleotides long. RefSeq lists its product as uncharacterized. The transcript has a single exon. Lineage: Eukaryota; Fungi; Ascomycota; Eurotiomycetes; Onygenales; Ajellomycetaceae. Bases 871 to 1197 code for a protein of 108 amino acids. The record is from RefSeq and is a predicted model, not a curated record.